CACCAGCUCAUAGUGUUGCUGCAGUUCCCGCCCUCACCCCAUUCCCACUUCUCCCGAAGUUCACUCCCACUAUCCUUGGUAGCUAUGGUGAUGUGUGUGUUUAUAUGGGAUUAUCCAAUUGUGAAACAUUAAUCUGCCAAUUAAAUUGCUUUGUUUUUUAUGUUUGUGUAUGAUGAGGACGAUUAGUGAUUAAGGCAGUAGCCUAGCGUGGAAUCCGGUAUUAUCGGCAUAUUCAACAGCGUUUAAGAAAUAUAUUACCUUCAACACUUUUAUCUUGUGAUCAAGCCAUCAAUAUUUUGUGAUUAUUGGUAUCGUAAAAAUGUUAGCUAAUGGGUUAGCAAUUAGUAGUAUUUCCACUGAAAUGUCAAACAUGCUAUCAGCUUUUUGAUAAGCGGUUUAGCAAAAAAAUACAUCCCGUAUUAUCGGCAUACGGUCCCCAGUUAUUGGCCAAUAUACUAUUUUGUUCAAUUACGAGACAUAUCCAUUUAAUUUUGUUCAAAGAAGCGACACCAACCUCGUAUCCGAAGUGUUUACUAGAUAGUUGACUAGUUGGCUAGCCUUCCGGUAAAAAAAUAAUGACUUGCCUGUCAACUUUUCAUUGCAUAGCCCGGUGCGCCCUCCUGUGGACUCUUAAAAAAUGGUUCUUCACCAACAUAUUCAGUGUUGUAACCAAAUAAUGUCUCAUAAUUUGUUUUACAGAUUAAUCUUAUGUUUUGAGAAAGUAGAUAACAGUUGAAUACUAAAAUAUAAUAUGAGUAUGAAUAAUUUACAUAAAAUAAAACUUUAAUUUCAGUAAUGUGCAUUGACAAACAAUGAAAACACUGUUAGAGUUUGUGUUGCAGAGAUGCACUUGGAAAGUAAAGGAAUAAAUACACAAGAUGGGUUGAAUAAAUAUAUAUAUAUUAUAUUUUAGGCAAACAAAUAAUUUCAUAUGAACACAAACAAAACAAACAAUUAAAUCUUGACCUCCAUCCUUAUAUUGUCACAAAAAUCACAAUACAAAAAUCACAAUAAAAAAAUCCAGCUCCACUGCUACCUCUGGAUCCCACUGCACACACCUGCAGUGGAACCAGUGCUGGCAGAAGUCACAGCACAACCAUGGCACCUCGGAUCUACACUCCUGAGGGGAGCUUGCAGACGGAUCAUGCUCCCCGCAGCAAGCACAGCAGGUGGUGUCUUCUUUUAUAUAAAAUAAGAAUAAAAUUGAUUAACAUGGUUUUGCAAAAUGUAGAAGUUCUUUAAUAACAAUAGUAAUUGAUACAACUGAGAGAAAAACAGAUUAUGAAGUACCUGAGAGUGGUGCCAUGGGUGGCGUGACAGAGGUGGCCAGAGGUGUCACGGUUCAGACAGACGACCAGAGGACCACAAUUGCGUCACACCAGAAAGUUUAUUAAAACUUAAGGGAAAAGGGAAGUAGGGAGUGAAUGAAGGCUCCAGGGGUAACAGGGAUCCCGUCCAAUGUGCUGGGUCUGUGCCCCCCCCAGUGGCAGCGAUGCGUCCUAUGAAGCCGGUGGUGGGUGGUCCAGAAGUCCUGGGGGGGGGAGACACAGACACAACAGGGCGGAAUGAAACAAGGCAGCAGUACAGUUCAAGGGAAAUCCAAAAUACGUAGUAGCAAGGCAGAAGGCUGGUCAGAGUUACCGGGAUUGAAGAGUAGUCAGGAGUCGUUAAGGCAGAAAGCAGGUCUGGAUCUCCUGGGGCAGAAGAGUAUCCAAAAAUCAGGCAGGUCCGGGGUCACAAAACCAGGGUGAGCCAGAAGCGCGAGCAAACAGGUUCCGGGAGUGAGCUUUGCAGACGAUCUGACACCGGAGAGCUGAAAGACAGGGCCUUAAAUACUGGGAGAGGUAGUGGGUAAUGCAGCGCAGCUGGCAGAGUAAUUAGAGCAGAGCAGAGCAGGGACAGGUGGAGCUAGUUAGGCUGAGUAGAGAGAAUGGUGAGCAGAGUGGAAGAAAAUUAGGGUGGUAACCCGGUGGAGUGAGAGGCUCAUGACAAGAGGAGCUUUUCUCUUCCUUUUCUGUGCUGCAGUUUGAGAAAAAGUAGUGUUAGACAGAGCAUGUUUCAUGAAAAUCCUUUUAAACUUUUUUACAUCAAUACCUCUGGAGGAAGCUGCAGACGUUUUGGAGGAGGUGGAGAUGACUUGAGGGCUGGUGCUAUGGACUGUAGAUAUGUAAAGAGAUACAAAAAAAGUACAUUGCUGUUUUAUAAAACAGAUAACAAACAGUCAUUUUUUCAUAAUUUAACAUGUGUUUAUCUGUGGAGGUGGCUGUAUUCAAAUUGCAGGGGGCAGGGACACCAGACGAGGCUGCUAUGGUGGUGUGACCAGGGGAGACGGAGGAGGCAGUUGGUCCAGAGGAGGCCGUGUUGGUGGUGACAGACGGGGGGAGGGUGGUGUGCAUCGUGGUGGUGUUGGACAAAACCGCCGCCGAUGGCUUGGAGGAGCUGGUGUUUGUAAUGGUGGGGUUGAGGGGCCGACGAUGGUGUGCCCGGGAGAGUAUGCGCGUGGCCUUCUUCUGCAGCUGGGGACUCCGGCGGCUCCUACAGGUGUUGCACACUGUGUAGUGGCCACUGGGGAAACACUUGGGGUAGAUGAUAAAUGGGGGGGACGGCCUACCCAGCUGCGUUGAAGCAGGCCAGCACUGUGAUGUGCUCCUUGGUCCCCGGAGCCUGCUGGUACACGUGUUUUGGCCCCGGGGAGCCAGCACUUUGUGCCUGCUCUGGUCGCUACGAAACCCAGACUCAUCGCAGUUGUAGAUUUGUCUGGGUUUCUCCCUCAACCCACUCUCCUCCAAGUGCUUCUCAUAAGAAGUGAAGAAGGUGUCCAUCAUCGGACGUGUGGCACACUCAGCUCUCACCCUGUCCAGGGUGCCCGGCCCCCUCAUGCUCAGGUUCUCACUCCACUGCUUCCUCUUGACUUUCUCCAUGCUGUGGUGGUAAAUACAUGUAGCUAAAUAACUUGGCAUACUAUACACAUUUUAGAAAGAUAAGUCAAUCUGAAUAUGUAUAUACAUUUACAUUUCAAAGCUAAGGCAUUGAAAGGUGAUGAAAGUUUUCACAAUAACUGAAAGUGCACCCACGUUUUUUGUUUGAUGUUAUCUGUAAUGAAAAUUAGUGUCACAAUUAGUUUAAUAUUGAUGCAUACAUUGUAACAUUUGACUAAAUACUGCCUCUAUGUAGCUGUUGUAAGAUGAAACAUAGCCAACAGUGAUAGGUGUCAAAAAGUUCAUGGUUCAAAGUUCCAAAUAAAUUGUUGCAGAUUGUGCAAAACGCCCCCGUCAGAGGACAACAUUCAGCUGUUUUCGUGAUAUGUAUUAUCUAACGCUUACGAUUUCUUUCAUUUUUGCUGUCUUAGCAGUUCUAUCAACAUUUAGCAACUAAGCUAGCAACAUUAGAAAAUCAGUUCGCUACAUUUCAGAGGUAAAAAGUUGGAUAUUAAAUUAUGUGUGGUCUGUCGAGCAGUCGAAUUUUACAAUAUGCAGCCAAAGAAAUUCCCUGCUGAAAUUUAUCAGCGUGCAGCAAUGUCCAUCAGCCGGUGUGGAGAAUGACAAGCCUCCGAGGACAAGCCAUUCAUUCGCCGAGAACAACCGGAGGAGUCCGAGCCAUGCACUUCCACUGAUGAUGACAGCUCUCUGGCUGGACAAGAACAGGUGGUUGCACCAGGCCUAGCCACACCUUCAAAACAGUGCCGGCGAAGACCCUACUAUCUUGGUCCCAGGCUCAGAUUCGUCGCUCCCCGUCCCCGAUGACAGUGGUGGUGCUGCUGUUAAAUCCAACUCCCAGACAAAAAACAUAAAAGAU
Messenger RNA from Coregonus sp. 'balchen', 3795 nucleotides. NCBI's taxonomy places the organism in Eukaryota, Metazoa, Chordata, Actinopteri, Salmoniformes, Salmonidae. The record is from the annotation of a GenBank genome assembly.